GUGCGCCUGUCUUGAGUCUGCUCUUGAUUGUGGGUGGUGGCGCAGCGGCACAGCCAGGAGGGCUCUGCCAGUCCCUGGCUGAGGGGACCCUGCCCUCUUGGCAGCACAUAUGCCUGGGGAAGGGGCCCUCCCUGCCCCUGGGAUUGUCCUGAGUCACCGCUUUGGGCCGAGGCCAGGGGAGAAACCUGAUUGGCAAGGAGACGGCCCUGAGGCCGGGCCUGCACCAGGGAGGGUGGGAGGCUGGGGCCCCGGGCCGUACAGAUGACCACGGAGGGGCUCCGGGCGGGCGCGAGUCCUGGGGCUGGCCCCCCUUGGCAGCCUGGACCCCAAGGCCUCAGCCUCCAGCCCUUUCCAGGGCGAGGGCCAGGGCUGCAGACCAGAAGGCCGCGGGGGCUCCUGGGCUGCGGGGUGGGGCUGCAGGAGAGAGGGCUGGCCUGGCCCGGGGGCGGGCUCUGCCUGAGUUCAUUUCCUGCCGCUGGAACCAGCCAGAACAUGUGCCCCGGUCACUGCUGCCUGCUGCCCGACUGGAAGGUGCUUCCAUGGGCCCACAGUCUCUGCCCCGGGGGCCGGUGCAGACCCUUAUCUUCCUGGACCUGGAGGCCACUGGCCUGCCCCUCUCGCAGCCCAGGAUCACAGAGCUCUGCCUGCUGGCUGUGCACAGAUGUGCCCUGGAGAGCCCCUCGAUGUCUCAGGGGCCAGCUGCCACAGUGCCGCCGCCACCCCGUGUGGUGGACAAGCUCUCUCUGUGUGUGGCUCCUGGAAAGACCUGUAGCCCCGCGGCCAGCCAGCUCACGGGCCUGAGCGCAGCUGUGCUGGCAGCACACGGACGCCAGCCCUUCGACACCCACCUGGCCAGCCUGCUCCAGGCCUUCCUGCAGCGCCAGCCCCAGCCCUGGUGCCUUGUGGCUCACAACGGAGACCGCUACGACUUCCCGCUGCUCCAGGCAGAGCUGACUCUGCUGGGCCUCACCGGUGCUCUGGAUGGCGCUUUAUGCGUGGACAGCAUUGCUGCCCUGAGGGCUCUGGAGCGGGCUGGAGGCCCCGGGCAGUGUGGCAGCAGAGCGAGCUACAGCCUAGGCAGGGUCUACGCGCGCCUGUACGGGCAGGCCCCACCCGACUCUCACACGGCUGAGGGCGACGUGCUGGCCCUGCUCAGCAUCUGUCAGUGGAGGCCGCAGGCCCUGCUGCAGUGGGUGGACGCUCAUGCCAAGCCCUUCAGCUCCAUCAAGCCCAUGUACGGGGUCAAGCCCGCUGCCCUCACUGGAACCAAGCCAUGUCCAUCUGCACCCCUGGCCAGGGUCACCCAGCCCAAUGCUGGGGGUGGGCGGCCCCAGGCCCUUCCUCCAGCAAAGGGCCCUGGAGCCCCCUGCAUGGAGGGACUGCUGGCCCCACUGGGCCUGCUGGCCUUCCUGACCCUGGCAGUGGCCACACUGUAUGGGCUGUCUCUGGCCACACCUGGGCAGUAGGCCAGAAGGAAAGUAUAAUAAAUGCCCCGGACUGGUGGGCGCUCGCCUCCACCUCCUUGGCAGCCUGAGA
Molecule: messenger RNA, 1536 nt
Organism: Manis javanica (Malayan pangolin)
Lineage: Eukaryota; Metazoa; Chordata; Mammalia; Pholidota; Manidae
Gene: TREX1
Product: three prime repair exonuclease 1
Biological process (GO): DNA catabolic process
Cellular component (GO): cytoplasm
Molecular function (GO): 3'-5'-DNA exonuclease activity; nucleic acid binding
Source: RefSeq, a predicted model, not a curated record